This is a messenger RNA of Toxorhynchites rutilus septentrionalis, 8571 nucleotides long. RefSeq names its product insulin-like growth factor-binding protein complex acid labile subunit. The transcript has 5 exons. NCBI's taxonomy places the organism in Eukaryota, Metazoa, Arthropoda, Insecta, Diptera, Culicidae. Gene Ontology annotation, cellular component: extracellular matrix. Gene Ontology annotation, molecular function: protein binding. Bases 633 to 2387 code for a protein of 584 amino acids. The record is from RefSeq and is a predicted model, not a curated record.
GUGCUCGUAGCAUAUGUAUGGACCAUCAACUGCGCGGGAGUAUAUCUUCAGGGAGAGCAGGAUGGCCACUUACUCCGGCGCUUGAAUCAAGUGCGCGCGCUCGUUUCGCUGUCCAUCCGCCCGCCGCAGUCGAUAAGAAGUGGUGCUCAAGAAGCGUGCACGUUUUGGCCAAUUUGUGGAUCAGCAGGAUCAUUGAUGAAUUUUCAAUAACGCGAACCUUGAGAGAAUAAAUAAACACUGUUUCAGCUUCGCUUUUCCCCUCUAGGGUGGAAGGAAAAGUUUGACACUAGCAGAAGAACAAGUUUGCGACCGGCCUUCGCGGCUAAGAGUCGUUGUGUAAAUAACUGCUGCAACAAAAUAGUAAAAUUAUCACUAUCACAUCUUUGGUUUGGGUUCGAAGUAAAAAGUUCGGAAGCGGAAACGUCGGAGAAAAACUGACAGCAGAGCAGAAAAGGGUCUUAUUUUCCCAAUUUGCGCAUCCGGGAGAAAGAAAUCGGAAACAGAUCGCACGACCAGUCUGCUACUGCUGCUGCUGUUGCUGAAUAAUUUAAAUAAAAUUGCAAAAGUUUUAUUGCAAAGGAGGGGUGGCGGUAUCUCUGAUGUAACAUAACCUCAAAAUUAAACACUAAGCAAUGUUUGGUUGGUGGUUUGUCAUUGCCGUUCUAGGAACGUUGAACGUGAGCCCCCGGUGGAAUUCCGUUAGUGCCGAGCGCCGCAAUGCUGCCGAUAUCGAACUGAACGAGGAACAUCAUGUGGUUUCGAUGAAAGCGUGUUAUGUGGAAGAUUUAAGAAAUAUUCGAGAGUACAACCAAAGCCCGCUGACAGUACUCAUAAACCACUGCUACCUUCAGGAGCUACCGAAUGCAAUAUUUAUACGCUUCGCGGACCUUAACACCCUCGAAAUAUGCGACAGUAGAUUGAAUAACUUGCAAGAUUUCGCCCUGAAUGGGUUGAGGAAUCUGGAGGUUUUGAAUUUCUCCAGAAAUAACCUCACGACAAUCAAGUCCUGGAGCGAUCACAAUUUGGAGCGUCUCCAAACUUUGGAUCUACGACGAAACUUACUGAAAGGCAUCAACGCAGAAUCGUUCAGAAGGUAUCCAAACUUGGUAAAAUUAAAUUUGGCGGCCAAUUUGAUAGAAUCGAUUCCCGAAGGAACUUUCAAAGUGGUUCCCAAUCUCAAGCACCUGAAUCUCGGUCGAAAUCUAUUGACAUCCAUCGAAGAGACAACCCUCAAAGGGCUUAGUAAAUUAGCUCACGUAUCCUUCCACCAUAAUCAAAUCAAGUUCGUUGACUUCUUUGCCUUCGUCGGGAAUAGCCACCUGAAAACGCUUCAACUACAGGGAAACCAAAUCAGUGUAUUCGAAACGGAUCUCCUGUCCAAUUUGCCAAGAUUGGCCUUAUUCAAUAUCAGUGAUAAUCGAUUGGACAAUCUCGCUGAGAACACAUUCAAGAAGAACGCCGACCUCAGAGUGUUAGAUUUGAGCUACAACAACAUCGAGGUUAUCCACGAGGAUAGCUUGAAGGGAUUGGCCAGCUUAGAGGUCUUCAACGCCAGCCACAAUCAACUCAACAAACUGAACAAGUACAUGUUCAAGGAUUUCUCAGCCGUUCGGAUUCUGGAUCUAUCCGGCAACCGGCUGCCGUACAUUGAAAAUAAACUAUUCGAGUACUCCCCCCGCUUGGAAGUCCUGAAUCUCUCCCGCAAUGCAAUCACCGAAAUCGAGCCGAACAUUUUCGAAGAUUGCCACAAAAUGCACUCCCUGGACCUAUCCCACAAUCAGCUGCAGGAGGAUGCAUUCCUUUGGCCGAUCAUCGAACUCCAGCAUCUGAACAUGAGCCACAACAAGUUCCACCGGCUGAACACUUCCUUCCUGGAGGGUGUGGAGCAGGUGGAACUGUACGGCAAUCCCUGGAGCUGUCGGUUUUUGGUUUUGGAACUGAUGAAGCACGGCAAGAACGUGCGAUACGGCAGGAAUUACGUGGUCCAGACGAGGGAAAGCAUUCUCAACGCCGCGGGCAUCGAGUGUACCGACGAGGAGGGAAAGCUGCGGGAUUUCGUGAUGGUGGAAAGUGCACCCAAAGCGGAUUAUAGUUCUUCGGAAUAUCACCGCUACAAAUUCUUCCACGACUCCCACCAGGACACCCGCCCAAUCCAGGAUAACUUUGACACCAAAUCCACCAUUUUGUGGCUAAUGUCGGGCGUGUUUCUAGUGUUCGGCGCGUUCAAGCUGAUCCAAUUGAUCCUACGGCAGUCGGAGCAUCAGAGCGAAAAGUGGCGCCUCGCACAGCACCUGGAGGAGUUUAAUGAAGCCGACGAGAUCGAUGACAACCGAAAGUUCGCUCUGCCAGUGCAGUCCCCGGUCCACGGAGGAGGCCACUCGCAGUGAGACCGCCGCUUCCUGUGUUGAGUGUUGAGGCCUGUGGACCAAUAAUGUCUCCCCCCACCGACUGACUGGUGGUAGAUCAAUAAUCUGGCGCGCUUGUCUAGAAACAAUUUAGGAAAGUUAAUUGGAAAUCACUGCUGGAGAGAGCGGCUAUUUUUCGGCGCUUGCUAAACACAUUUAUCAUAUUUGCGUUGUUUAUAACGGUCAUUUUGUUUAAUGGGUUAGUUACGGCAGCCGCAGAAUAUACUGCAUUCAAUUUAUUUUGUGUACUCGCUCGGCUCAGAUGACAGUUUUGUUGCUGCGCAGUGAUUAAUUGUACUCGCGGGUUUAUAUCUAUUUGUAGUCAGCAAAAAUGGUCCGAUAACGCAUUCCAUUAGGUUAUUCACAGCCAGACUCAAUUUCAAAUCAAGUUUUAGGAAAAAAUGUAUAACGCUAUCAGAGUUUUCACUAGUUAAUGAAUUGGGAAUUUUUUGAAUCGUAUUGACGUCAUACUAUGGAAAAGCUAUCUUCAGCUAAUACUUUUUUUUAAAUUAAUGUAAAAAAGACAUACAGUGACUCAAACUCGUACCCCGCCAUGCAGAUCUUUUUUCACUACUGUUGAAACUCGAAAACAAGCUUUCGGAACAUUCUAUUUAGAUAAUGAUACAUACAUCAUUUCAAAGCUUAAACUUUCGGCUUGGGAAUAUUUUACGAACAUAUUUUUGACUUGAUGUGUGUAGAUGCAGCGGACAAAAAUAUCGAGAAGAAAUCGAUUUGUAUCGGUUUUUGACGCAGAACAACGUCUUUCAGGAAGGGUGACAAAUCUGAAAACAGGUCACGUUUUUAUGAAAUAAAGUUAACGUUAAUAACUAUUUUCACUGUGAACGAAUUCUCAUGAUUUGGAUACCAAUCAAAUCGAAAAUUCUCUAAGAUUUGUUUGAUAUGCUAUACAUUACAAUUCGCUAAUCUCUAAACGGUUUAAAUACAUGAAAACUGGAGAGACUUUCUUUUUCCCAUACAGUUGCUCUGCUGAUUUGUGUGCUGACCCUACCCGUAUUUCGAAUGCACCUAUCUUGAAUAUUUCUUAACAGAUCGGAAAGAUGUUUGCAUCAAUUGAUAAAAAAUAUUUCUACGCGUCUAUCACAAUUAAUAAAAUAUUAUUUUUCAUGAAAUGAACAAUUGAAUAACUGUAAAAUUUCAAACGUUUUCUAAACGCCCUAACUGCCAAGUUUUGACUGGCCCGCUUUACGGUUUCCCCAACACAGGCUUCAAAAUCGAUGUACCUGUGGAAAUCCGCUCUGCAAAUAAACAUGCAAGUCGGAGAUAUUUUUGUCCCCACUGAGCUGUGUUUCCCUAACACGGACUUCAAUAUUAAUGUGCCUGGAGGAAUCCGCUUGGCACAUACAUGCAAGUCGGGGGUAUUUUUGUUCCCACCGAGCUGUGUUUCCCUAACACAGACUUAAAAAUUAAUGUGCCUGGGGGAAUUCGCUUUGCGAAUACAUGUAAGUCGGGGGUAUUUUUUGGAGUUUAGUACUUUUGUACUCGCUUGUCGUUGUGCAGACCGGAAUAUGUUUCCCUAAAACGUACUUUGAAACUGAGAAGCCUGGGAAAAUCAUUUCAGAUACUAGAGGUGAAUGAACUUUCGAUAUUCGAGAACUACGUAAACAUGAAAUGUGCAAUAUUUUCAGAGGGAAAUGUGAAAUACAAUGAUCGUUUGAAAAUUCUUCCGUUCACAUAUUUUGGUAGUCCAAGGCAUCAUAUCAAGCGUAAAAGGACGUUCAUCAAAUUUAUUCGUACCGAGGAACAUAAUAUAUUACAACAAUUUCGAUGCAUUUUUCGAAGUGGUAAACAAGUGGAUUGCAUAGUAUAAUUGCGUAGUUCUACGUCGAAAAUAUGCGGUCGUGUCCUAGAUACAACGCCUUACAAUUUUUUGAAAAUCGAAAAAUCACCCAAGGAGGAAGGAAAGGAAAUUGGGGUUUUCCAAAAAAAAUUUAGGAUGCCAAAUGCCUAAAAAUUGCAUGAAACGUCGAGAUCUAGUGUCAUCUCGAAAAUUAUUUUUUUUUUGUCAAAAAUCGACAUUCUGGGUUGUUUUUUCGGAAUACGAACGAAACAUAUGGUUUUGGGUACCAAUGAAAAUAGUUAUCUCGAUUUUUCAUUCGGAACUUGCUGCAAAAUGUUGAUUUUCACGAUAAUAUACCCUUUGCAAAAUAUUAGCUCAUUUGAACAUUUAUAUUAUUUAUAUUAUAUUAUUAUAUUAUUAGUGUCGCAGACGUAAAAAUUAUUAUUAGUGUCACAGACGUAAAAAAUUGAGGUUUUUUUUUAAAACAGAAGAUCACCGAAAAUUGGGGUUUUCAAAAAUUAAGUCUCAGAGCGUCGAUUUUUGAUAAAAAAUUGUUUUUCGAGAUGACACUAGAUCUUGACGUUUCAUGAAAUUUUAAGACAUUUGGCAUCAAACAAAAAUUCGAAAACCCCGAUUUCCUUUACUCUCUCCCCUUUUGGGUGAUUUUUCGGUUUACAAAAAACUCAAACUUUGACCACUUUGCGCCGCUCUCCCUUAAGUCCGAUUGAGCUGAUAUUUGGCAUUGGGUGUUUUUUCGAGGUGUUAAAUAUUUUGUAUAUGGUAACUUUUUGAAUUUUAGGGGCGGUUUUUUCCCAUACAUUAAUUGGCACCCUAGUGUAGAUGCAGUGGACAAAAAUAUCGUGAAGAAAUCGAUUAGUUUCGGGUUUUUUUCAAAAAGCUCGUGAGCUAACACCUUUCUUCCAACUAAGUCAAUAGUAAAUCCAUUUAACCUUAUCAAGCAACUUUCAUUUGAUUCCUAUAACGUUUCUGUGGGAUCUUUCAAUACAUAAAUAUUUGUAUUUGAAUGAAAAAUUUACCAUUCAUGUUUGAUGAUGUUUGUGGGUGAGGAGUGCUUGUAUAUGUGAAAAUGCGUAUGCAUACGUAUGCGUAUAAUCACUCCUUGUAAUCCUCGUACCUACAAACGUAUGGAAACGAAGGUUGCGAAUCGUUCAUUCUGAGAGUACGCACAUGGCCACGCCAUAUCUGCAGAAUAAUCUGUAUUUUUACAGAUUUUUCAGACUUUUUGAAACCAAGAAUCUGUAGAUACAGAUUACAGAUUUUUUUGGUUUCCAUACAGAUUUACAGAUUUUUUCAAAAUAACGUUCCAAUAUUAGUUGUGGCUUGAUCUCAAUAAUAUUUUUUCCUAACUCACCAAUGUUAUUCACAUAUCAUUCGAAUCAAUCUGAAUGAGAGCCAUUAUAUUAUUCAUAUGCGGUAUCUAGUACUGCUUUCUCAUGUUCAAUCUAAGGCGAAAAGAUGCAAAAAUCUGCGUCAUCGGCUAGCCUUUCAAUAAGAGCCGCAAUAUAUGGGAUUUUCCAUUAAUCCUUUCCUUGAGCACGGGUGGCAAUUUUUAUUCAUACUGAGUACCGUUAUCCAUUAUUCCUAGUAGUACCGUUUUGCUUAAACUUCGUUUAGAAAAAGUUUGAACUGAUGAAUUGUUGCAUAAAUUAUAGUAUUAGUAUACCUUUUGCUGUGGUGACUGAAAGUAGACAAACCACCGUAAAGGGUUAAUACAGAUUUUGAUACAGAUUUUAUGAGAAAAAAACACAGAUAAAAAGAUUUUUUGAGACCAAAAACACAGAUUUUAUUAUGGCAACCCUGUGUACGCAUAGCAUUUUGAACCUCUGGUAAAAUAUGCGUUGAAGUGCUCCUUUAAUUCACUUCAAAGUUUGAUCGACGGGCUAAAAAAACGCUGAACCUAUCAAUAUGAAAUGUUCACAGGUGUUUUGCGGAUACACUAGACUAAAAAUGUUCGUGCUAACAUUUGAACUAACAGCAAUACUUGCAACAUUACAGUUGAUCUUCAGAAACAAUAUUGAAAAUUGAUGCAACGAAAUAAAAUAAAUUUCCUUUCGUCAAAGCAACAAAUUAAAUCAAUACAAAAUUUAUUUCAGUUCUCAAAACUACUUUUCGGUUUGCAUUGUUUGUUGAAUUAUUCAUCAUCAAAUACGAAGGGGAAAAUGUUUCAUUCAAACAAAAAUGUCUCUGUAUGGAAAGAUCCUACAUGAAUGUUAUAGGAACCAAAUGAAAACUGAUUGAUUAGGUUAAGGGAGUAUUCUAGUCUAGAAAUUUCAAAAAAAUCAAUUUUUUUCCCUUCAUAUUUGUGUAGCUUAGUUAUAUUCUGUAAGAAUAUACCCUAGAAAGGACUUAUCGAAAAUCCUAUUAUCAACAGAGUUAGAGCCAUUUUAGUUAUGCGAUAUGUAACCUGGUACGCCUAUAACAAUGAACUUCAAACUCGUUUUUCUCGAAACAAGUAUUUUCAAACUGGCAUGGCUUGGCCGAGGUUUCAGAAUCUGUUCGAUUUUUCUGUUUCAGAUAACCAGAAGGGCUGGAAUACGCCACCCCAGAUGGGCUGGAAUACGAAUAUACGCCAUGGCACAACUUUUUUUGAGGCCUCUCACUUCAUCAACUCUUAACUAUUCUAGUUAUGAAUAUUUAUUCUCCGUUCAAUUUUUGUUUUAUUGUAAAAAGGUAGAUGAACAAAUAAUGAUAUAAUGGAUAGUAAAAAUAUUCUUUGUUCUAUUCUUACGGAGCUUGAAAAAACGUCCGGAAUUCGUGUCUCUACACUAAAAUACCUUCUCAAUUGGAUUUUGUAUUAAGUUGGUUAGCAAAAAAAUAUGUUCUUUGAAUAAACAAAAAAAUAGAUUUUUUUAUUUCUUCCUGAUUUUUUUCAAGAUAGAAGUAUUUCGUAAAAUAUUCCAAAAGCUAAUGUUUUGAGCUUUAGAAUGAUGUAUAUACCACUAUCUAAAUAGAAUGUUUCGAAAGCUUGUUUUCGAUUUUCAAAAGUAGUGAAAAGAGAUCUGCAUGGCGGAGUACGAAUUCGAGUUUGAGUAAAUGUAUGAGAAACUUGUAAUUCACGCGACGGAAAUAGUGGAAUUGUAAGAUUAGUUGAAUAAAUGCAAGUUCAAACGUUCAAAUUCUUAUAUUCCUCUUAAUAAACAUUGAAAGCCACUAAAUCUCAAAUUUUAGAUAAGACACAAAAAAAGGGAGAACUGUUUCUAAAUUCAUUGUCACGUCAGUAGGAUUUAUUCUCAUUCGACCUUCGUGUCUAAACCCACUAGCAAGAGAAAAAUGGUGAACAAAAAUUAUGAUAUAACCUUUGUAUCUUCUUCUUCUUCUUCAAUGGCACUAACGUUCCUAGAGGAACUUCGCCGUCUCAACGUAGUAUUACUUGCGUCAUUUUUUAUUAGUACUUAGUUGAGAUUUCUAUGCCAAAUAACACGCCUUGAAUGCAUUCUGAGUGGCAACCUCUAGAGAAUACGCGUGAUCACAGUGCAAAGUCGGAGGAAAUUUCUUUGACGAAAAAUUCCCCCGACCAGAACGGGAAUCGAACCCGAACACCCGGCAUGUUAGUUAUGACGCUAACCACUCGGCCACGGGAGCACUCCAACCUUUGUAUCAGUGAUCGACGAAUAGAGAAAAUAAAACUAUGCAUUAGGGUAACCAUGAAAAAACCAGUCAUUUUACUCUAACUUUUAUAUUCAAAAUUCUACAUCAAAAUUGUUUUCGUACGACUUUUAGAUGCCAACAUUUUGCGAGGCAGAAUUCGUCAAUAUCUUAAUCCUGCUCAAAGUUAUUGAUGGGUUUUUCCCCAGAAACUCAUGAAUUCAAUUUUAAUUUACUCAAAUACAAAAAACAACAUAUCUUUGAAAAUCACAUAUUUUAUAGAGUGAAGUUUGUUCUUUCAAAUUCCGUCAACAAACAUUUUUUAUGUUAGCACCAGAAAGAACGGCAAGCAAUUGAAGAAAACGUAUUUUUUGGGAAGAAAUAUCAUUAACUUUGAGUGAAGUUGAGAAAGUAUUUCGAAGACAGUUUGUGUGUAGAAUUUGAAAUAUAAAAGUUAGAGCAAAAAACAGUUUUUUUUCAUGGUGACCCUAACGCAACUUAGAAAAAAGUCGCUAUAUCGGUUAUUACAAAGAUGUAUCAAAUAACUUGGACUACAACAUUGUCGAACUAUAUUAACCUCUAUCUUUAAAGAUAAGAAAGUUAGUUUUUUUAUUUCAUCGAAAUUGUUGGUCACCCUAUUUUUGGCAAAAUGAAAAUGAGCGCUCUAUCAUAUGUAACAACUUUGUCGAAGACAAUUUUUGUCUAGAAAAUAACCGUCAAGUAAAAACAAGAUAAUAAAUACGUUAUAAUAAAUCAUCGAGU